This is a messenger RNA of Saprolegnia parasitica CBS 223.65, 984 nucleotides long. RefSeq lists its product as hypothetical. The transcript has a single exon. The coding region runs from base 1 to 984 and encodes 327 amino acids. The record is from RefSeq and is a predicted model, not a curated record. Lineage: Eukaryota; Oomycota; Saprolegniomycetes; Saprolegniales; Saprolegniaceae.
AUGGUCAAGGGAUUGCUGUGGUUUGUGGGCGCUAUCCUCGUCGCGGCCUCGUCGGCCAAGGACGAGCCGUCGCGUAUGCUCCGUGCGGCGACGCACACCAAGGGCCCGACGCACUUGGGCUACCCCAUCAACCUUGACGGGCCAUUGGACACUGAGUCGGCGCCUCUCGUGACAACCGUUCUCGACGAGCCCAGCCACGAUGGCUCGUGGGAUGCACCCGGCGACGACGAUGGCUCAAAGGACGAUGAUGAUGAGCCCACAGACGAUGACGAUGAGCCCACGGACGACGAUGAUGAGCCCACGGACGACGACGAUGAGCCCACGGACGACGACGAUGAGCCCACAGACGACAAUGAUGAGCCCACGGAUGAACCGGUUGAUGAUGAUACUACGGACGAGCCGGCGGACGACGACACCACGGAGGAGCCACGUGACGACGACGAUACCGACGUGCUGCCAGAGAGUGACGACGAUCCGAUGGUGGAAGACUCGGCCAGCACGGACAAGAACGACACGACGCUCGACCCGAGUCUCUUCGAAGACGACGAUAUCCUCACCACGGCGCCACCAUCGAGCAAGCGCCCGGAAGACUCGGCCAGCACGGACAAGAACGACACGACGCUCGACCCGAGUCUCUUCGAGGACGACAAUAUCCUCACUACGGCGCCACCAUCGAGCAAGCGCCCGGAAGACUCGGCCAGUACAAACAAGAACGACACGACGCUCGACCCAAGUCUCUUUGAAGAAGGGACUCUCAACACGACGGCGCCUGUCAAGGCCAUGAACUUGCAAUCGGAGAGUGCCGGUACGACAAGCGACAAGACCGGCGACAACACGACGCCGUUCAUCGUUGCUGGCGGUGUCGUCGGGUGCGUGGCCAUCUUGGCCGUGACGGCGUACGUCCGCCGCCGACCGGCCCAGCCCGAAGACCCGCACAAGUCGCGCAUGCGCUCCGUCUACGUGAUUGACGCGCACACGCUGUAA